Messenger RNA from Penicillium brasilianum, 2550 nucleotides. The record is from the annotation of a GenBank genome assembly. Lineage: Eukaryota; Fungi; Ascomycota; Eurotiomycetes; Eurotiales; Aspergillaceae.
AUGCAGUCUGCUGCAGGUCUGGAUGAUAGUUUAGUCAAAAGUAGAAUUCUCAAUACAUUCAGCAGCUUCAUAAGCUACCAGGUUUUGGGAGCUCAAUCUCCAACAGACUCAGAUUUCAUGGUAUUCGCGAAAUUCGUAUGUAAAUUUGUUUGGGUUAUACUUCCAACGGCCAUAGCGGGGGACGGGCAUGUGACGAUGAUGAUUCAGCAGCCCGACGUCACAUGCCACCAACCUCAGCACCUUUCGACAGUCUCCUCGACUGCAAGGAAAGAGGCUGUGGGUGAUUUCGAUUGCAUUCAAUCUAAUUCACCUCAGCCCUUCAUGAGCAGCUUCAUUACAUCACUUCUCACUGAGCUCGGGUUCCGAACACGCCUUCCCCGCACCCUCCAGCCUCGACCCGAAGCGGAGGCCUCGCCGAACGGACAGACAUACCCGACCUCAAACCACAACGUCGAUUCCACGAGUCGUGAGAUUAGCAAAGAUUCUAGGGUAAUAGAGCGGAGCAGUGGAGAUGCAGGCAAUUUACCUGCGCCUCCCUUCUUUGCAACCUUACCGAAAGAGAUGGAUGGCCGAAUCCCAGAGCCGGAGGGCAGUCGACUAGCGCCUCAUCAUGGUCGAAUUACCGACAACCAACCCAUACCGGUGACCAACACCCACCCAAAUGGCCCUAUCACCCACAAUGUUAGUGACGUGCUUUCAGCAACCAGGGAGGGCCAAAGACCCGAGCAGGGUGGGACAUCAGGGCAACAGGCGCCGCCAUUGGGCACAGAUCAGGACGGCAGCGGGCAAUCACAAAUCGGUGCACUGAAUAUUGAUGAACUCGGCCAAACUUCAUUGCCAGCGGAUGAUGGAAUGGGUUGGUUAAGGAAGAAGAUCCACACUAUCCGAGAUCUGGACCUCAACAAUAACGAAAAGGCCCGUAUGGUCCACGAGUUGAUGACAGAGAGCUACAACUCUACUCGAACCUUACCACCAGUCUCUCCCUCAAUGCUUUCUCCAAUGCUGAGCUCCCCGGGUAUAAGCCAUUCCGUUGGUUCUCCCGCUUCGGAGGUGAGACAGCUUUCAGAUCCAACACCGACGAGCCUCAAAUCUCCAGCGUCGAUUCCCCAUUAUGAGACUCAGUUCUCGCUUACCCCCGAUGACUUACAACCAACAUAUGUUCCAAAAGUUGAACCCGAAUCAGUGGCUGAAGCUGUUGAAGCCGUUGAUGCUGCGGAUGACGAUCCAGAUACGGAAGAGUGCGACGAAGCGAUUUUAGGCUGCCAGCACUAUCAUCGAAAUGUCAAGUUGCAGUGCCAUACUUGCAAAAAAUGGUACACUUGCCGAUUCUGUCAUGAUGCUGUCGAAGAUCAUCCUCUCAUUCGCCGAGACACUGAGAAUAUGCUCUGUAUGCUGUGCGGACAUCCUCAACCUGCGGCACAGAACUGCAGACAGUGUGAUGAGCAGACUGCCCAAUACUACUGCGAUAUCUGUAAGCUCUGGGACAAUGAUAGCAAUAAAAGCAUAUACCACUGCCACGAUUGUGGGAUUUGUCGAAUUGGCCAGGGACUUGGCAAAGAUUUCUUCCACUGCAAGACAUGUUCCGUUUGCUUGCCCAUAUCAAUCGAAGACACUCAUCGAUGCAUUGAAAGAUCAACCCAGUGCGAUUGUCCCAUUUGCGGAGAUUACAUGUUCACCUCUCCAGAAACUGUCGUCGUGAUGCGAUGUGGCCAUAGUCUUCAUCAUAAGUGUCUCUCAGAGUAUUCAAAGACAUCAUUCCGCUGUCCAAUCUGCAGCAAGACUAUAACGAACAUGGAGUCGACCUUUAGAAAUCUCGAUCGCACGAUCGAGAGCCAGCCAAUGCCCGCUGAAUUUAAAGACACGAAAGGUCUCAUUUAUUGCAAUGAUUGUGGGGCCAAAUCUGUCGUCAAGUACCAUUGGUUGGGCUUGAAAUGUGACUUAUGUGAAUCAUAUAAUACCGCUCAACUCCAGGUUCUGCAAGGAGGAGACAUUAAUGAAGUGCUCGAGGAGGAAGGCGUUGGAGAAAUUGCAUCUCGACCACGCUCAGCAUCUCUAAAUCCGGACGGCGAACCUGCGACCUCAUUGGCAGCAUUGCAUCUUACCACAAAUCCUGCUUCUUCACGCUUGAGCGUUCCGGUAUCUUCCGGCACCGGCGACGACAGGCGAUCUGUUUCUUAUAAUAUGACUCAUGGGCGUGCCAUAUCACCAGUGGUUAGCAACUACUUUGGUUUACCCACCGAGCGUGAGUCGGAGAAGCCGUCGUCGUUGCCUUUCUUCGGUGGCGCAUCCCGCACUGAAGGUGAGACGGAGUACGGUGCAUUGAACUUUUUGAGCAAGAAGCUUCGCGAUCGAUAUGGAUUCCUCGCAGGUGAUGUGACAACCGCCGAGGCCACCUCAUCAACAGCUGAUGAGGAGGAGGAUGAUGAUGACGACGAAGAAGAUUACGAUGGGGAAUCCUCAGACAGUUCUUCAGACACAGACGAGGAAGAUAAUGAAGAGGAUGACGAUGACGACAAAGGGGAAUAUAUCGACCUUUUUGGCCAUCGAUGA